GGGAUGGCAUGCGGGAGGAGAAUGAAAACUUUUGCCUCGACCUGUGUCAUUAUCAGCGGCAUGACCAACAUCGCCUGUCUCAUUUAUGUCGGCUGGAUCACCAAUUCUAGCAAAAACCCGGUGAGAAAGUUGGAGGAAGAUAAAGGAGAGACGCAGCGCAUCAUGGAGAGACUUGAGAAACUGGAGAAUGUGGUGAAUACUCACAUCCAAGAAAGACCUCAGAAGGAAGGCGAAGACGUGGCUGAUGUUUCCCUCUCAGACUCUCCACUAUUCUCACGUUGGGGUCGGGACCUGGGACCCGAGAGUCGCCGUGUCGCCCAGCACAAGUUUCAGUAUUACGGUUAUAACGCCUACCUCAGUGACCGUCUCUCUCUGGACAGAGCUAUCCCUGAUCUAAGACCAGAUGGAUGUAGAAACAUUUCAUAUCCUACCACGCUGCCUCAAAUCAGCAUCGUCUUUAUUUUCCUGGACGAGGCGCUGUCGGUGAUCCUGCGCUCCAUCCACUCAGCCAUGCGCCGAACCCCCUCACACCUGCUGAGAGAGAUCAUCCUGGUGGAUGACUGCAGCAACAAUGCUGAACUAAUGAGUAACCUGCAGAGGUUUGUGGAGGAGACUAACCAGCGGCGCCCAGACUUCAUCAAGGUGGUGCAUCAUGACCGGCAGCAGGGUCUGAUCCGAGCUCGAGUGAGCGGCUGGAGGGCUGCCAGCGCACCAGUAGUGGCUCUGUUUGAUGCCCAUGUGGAGUUAAAUGUAGGAUGGGCUGAGCCAAUUCUGCACAGGAUUCAGGAGGACCGUACACGAAUCAUCUCCCCUUCCUUCGACAAUAUUAAGUACGACACCUUCGAGGUGGAGGAAUACCCUCUGUCAGCACACGGCUUUGACUGGGAACUGUGGUGUCGGUACCUGAACCCUCCCAGAGCCUGGUGGAGUCAGAACAACCACACUGCACCCAUCAGGAGUCCAGCGCUGAUCGGCUGCUUUGUGGUGGACCGGCAGUACUUUCAGGAGAUUGGUCUGCUGGAUGAAGGCAUGGAGGUCUAUGGAGGAGAGAAUGUAGAGCUGGGAAUUAGGGUUUGGCUCUGUGGGGGCAGUGUGGAGGUUUUGCCCUGUUCCAGAAUAGCUCAUAUUGAGCGUGCUCACAAGCCCUAUACAGAGGACCUGGCAGGUCACGUUCGCAGGAACGCUCUCCGGGUGGCUGAGGUGUGGAUGGAUGAGUUCAGGAACCAUGUAUACAUGGCCUGGAAUGUUCCACUACAGAACUCAGGAAUCAAUAUUGGAGAUAUCAGCGAUAGGAAGCUUCUAAGAGAGAGGCUGCAGUGUCGACCAUUCCACUGGUUCCUGCAGAACAUUUAUUCAGAAAUGAGAACGUACACUGACACCAUCGCCUAUGGUGUUCUGAAGAAUAGUGUGAGACCAGAUCUGUGCGUGGAUCAGGGGCCAGACUCUGACAACAUUCCCAUUUUGUAUUACUGCCAUGGCAUGACGCCUCAGAAUGUGUACUACACCAGCUUUGGGCAGUUACAAUUGGGUGUGUUGAGUCCAACUAUAGAUGACAAUGAUAACAAGUGCCUGGUGGAUGUGAACGGACGCCCACGACUGCUGGAAUGCAGCUACGCUCGAAACAAGCACAUGAAGCUCUCCUGGUUCUUUACUCAGGGAGCUUCCAUCCAGAACAUCGAGUCAAAGCGCUGUCUUGAGCUCAUCAAAAGCAAGGAUGUGGAGGUUGGCUAUCAGCUUGCUCUACAGACCUGCACAGACCAAAAAUGGACGAUUACGAACAUACUCCCUGGCAGCUUUGAGGCCGUCCAGCCCAAACGAAGCUUUACAGUAAACUAA
Trichomycterus rosablanca is the source of this 1836-nucleotide messenger RNA. It is a transcript of the gene galnt18a, whose product is annotated as UDP-N-acetyl-alpha-D-galactosamine:polypeptide N-acetylgalactosaminyltransferase 18a. Gene Ontology annotation, molecular function: polypeptide N-acetylgalactosaminyltransferase activity. Gene Ontology annotation, biological process: protein O-linked glycosylation. The record is from RefSeq and is a predicted model, not a curated record. Bases 4 to 1836 code for a protein of 610 amino acids. NCBI's taxonomy places the organism in Eukaryota, Metazoa, Chordata, Actinopteri, Siluriformes, Trichomycteridae. The transcript has 11 exons. Gene Ontology annotation, cellular component: Golgi apparatus.